UGGACUGGCUCCAGCAGCUCUGCAUCUUUCAUGUGCUGAGGCCCUUCAGCCUUCUGGGCCUCUCCUUCUCCAGCCUCACAGCUGGAAGAGCAGCCCUGCCCUUCCUCAGGGAGCGUCUGGGAAGAGGAGGAGGGGAAGGAGUGCCCUGAGCCGUUCACAGAGCAGCCAACCAGGCACUUGCAGCUGCUCAGCUGUGCCCGGAGGAGUCGAGCUCUUUAUCCACAGGGAUCUGCAGCAGCAUUUGCCACGGAGCCCAGGGCUCCAGUGGAGCACCCUCCAUCCCUGCUGGCUCCCAGCUUUGUGUUGGAUGGCCUGCAAAGCUCAGGGGUGGGAGGGGACAGAUGGGGGUCACUCACUGCUGUGUGCCAGUGGCCAGUGAGCUCAGCUCUGGUCGCGCUGUGCCUGGUUUGUGGGGACUUCAUUAAGAGUGGAUGCAAUUAGGGCUGGGGGGGCAGGGAGUGGGGCUGGGCUGGCAGCCACAGACUGCUCCUCAGUGGAGCAGAGCAAAGUGGUCCUGGAGGAGAGUUGGAGCCUUUUGCAGCCCCAGAGGAGAGCGGGAGCCUUUGGCUGGACGAUGAUGCCAGGACCUGCAGCCGGAGCCCAGCUGGGCUGUGCCCAGGGCCGCACGGUGCUGCAGCUCCAUCUCACAGCCCCACAGCCAGCCAUGGGCAGCUCUGCCUGCUGAAUCACGUUCCUCCUGCAGGGGAAGCAGGACUUUCCAGAACAGGGAGAGCAGGAGCCCUGGGAUCACCCCUGCCCCAGCCCAGGCACUGGGGAGCCCUCCCAUGGGACAAGGUGGGGAGGGGGUGGCUGUGUCCCCUGCCUUGGGGAGGUCCAGCUCCCCUGUCCCUCCAGGAGUGCAUCCAGGGCUGUUCCUCAGGUUCAGCUGGUGGCUCAGAGGUGUCAGUGGACCUGCAGGAUCCAAACAGCUUUUCCCUUCCUUUCCAUCUUGGCAUCUUUUUUUCCUUGUACCUCCUUAAAUUCCUCUGGAGUGAAUCCAGCUUCUCACCUGCUCAGUGGCCCUGAUGGUGCCCCCAUGGCUGCCUGUCCCAGCCCUCUGGAGCAGGCCUGCAGGACCCAUCCUGCUGAUCCCCAGCCCCUGAGGGUCAGAACAGUGCCAGGAGCAAGGAUAAGCCAGCACUGAGCCAUGAGCCCCCAUCUGCCUUGGAGGCUGGAGGGACUUCUCUGUCCCAGGCUGUCCAUGCUGCAGGUGCAGGUGCAGAGGGACCCUCAGGUUCCUGCUGGUCCAUCAUGUUCCCGUCCUGGGUGAGCAGAGGGUCACCAUGAGGCCUCGGUGGCAUUGUGUCAUUUUUCGCCCUUCUCCUUGCCCUGCAGGCUGCAAAAUCAAAGCCCUGCGUGCCAAGACCAACACGUACAUCAAGACACCGGUGAGGGGCGAGGAGCCCGUGUUCAUCGUCACUGGCAGGAAGGAGGACGUGGAGAUGGCCAAGCGGGAGAUUCUCUCAGCCGCCGAGCACUUCUCCAUGAUCCGGGCCACGCGCAACAAAGUCAACGGGCUGACGGGGGCCAUGCAGGGGCCCCCCAACCUGCCAGGCCAGACCACCAUCCAGGUGAGGGUCCCCUACCGCGUGGUGGGGCUGGUGGUGGGACCCAAGGGAGCCACCAUCAAGCGCAUCCAGCAGCAGACGCACACGUACAUCGUGACGCCCAGCCGCGACAAGGAGCCGGUGUUCGAGGUGACGGGCAUGCCCGAGAACGUGGACCGGGCGCGGGAGGAGAUCGAGGCGCACAUCACCAUGCGGACAGGCUCCUUCAUCGACGUCAACGCCGACAAC
Molecule: messenger RNA, 1796 nt
Organism: Cyanistes caeruleus (blue tit)
Lineage: Eukaryota; Metazoa; Chordata; Aves; Passeriformes; Paridae
Source: RefSeq, a predicted model, not a curated record